AGUAGUACAAAAGCCAUGAAUGACAUGUUCCGCGACAGUUGCGCCCCUUUAUAUCUUAAAAUAUGAACAGAUUUGUAGGCGAAUGAAAGCGGAAUUUACCCGUACAUGAAAACCAUGGCACUGCUGAAGAACAUGUCUUCAGUUUUAAGAAUAUUAUCGGUCAGGCUCCAGCCGCUGUUGAUCAAUGUUGAAUCAAAUACAAAGCUUUUGCUGCAGUCAUCUCUCACAUGUAAAUGUAACAGAUUCAGCCAGCCGACACAACUAGCAGGCUUUCACACAAGUAUACGUCGUCAAGAUCUGUCUGAAUUUCUUGAUGAAAGAAAACACUGGGCAGAAGAAAAAGUCAAAGUUGGUCGACCUUGGAAGAAGGAUGAGCUGCGAAUCAAGAGUAACGAUGACCUCCACAAACUGUGGUACGUGUUGCUGAAGGAGAGGAACAUGCUGCUCACGAUGGAGGCUGAAUACAAGAGGCUGUGUGCCCUGCUUCCGAACCCAGAGAGGAUCGAUAAGGUUGAUGAAAGCAUGGAGAAUUUGCUGUCUGUUGUGAAGGAGAGGAACGAAGCUUUCAAUCUACUAGAAACGGGGACAACAGGAUCCCCAACUGGCGACUAUGUUCGUAACUUUUUCGGACUGAGAGGGUUCAAAAAAUUCCGUGAACACCCGAUGCCGAAAGAACUUAACCCCACAUAUCGCUUGUUGUAUCCUCCAUACAGGAAGUCAAUGGGGCUGUACCUCAUGUUGUACAAAGAAAAGAUGAAGAGGAAGCAGAUGAAUGAGCUGCGGAGGAAGAGGUUUCAGAGGAAGAAGUUGCUGAAGAUGUUCCCACAUUUACAAAACACUGAGAACUAAACUGGUAGUUAGAUUGAAUAAAUUGGCUUUACAUUUAUAA
This is a messenger RNA of Haliotis rubra (blacklip abalone), 889 nucleotides long. RefSeq names its product 39S ribosomal protein L47, mitochondrial-like. Bases 106 to 849 code for a protein of 247 amino acids. The transcript is spliced from 4 exons. Lineage: Eukaryota; Metazoa; Mollusca; Gastropoda; Lepetellida; Haliotidae. Gene Ontology annotation, biological process: mitochondrial translation. The record is from RefSeq and is a predicted model, not a curated record. Gene Ontology annotation, cellular component: mitochondrial large ribosomal subunit; mitochondrial ribosome. Gene Ontology annotation, molecular function: structural constituent of ribosome.